Suillus plorans is the source of this 1723-nucleotide messenger RNA. RefSeq names its product cytochrome P450. NCBI's taxonomy places the organism in Eukaryota, Fungi, Basidiomycota, Agaricomycetes, Boletales, Suillaceae. Gene Ontology annotation, molecular function: oxidoreductase activity, acting on paired donors, with incorporation or reduction of molecular oxygen; heme binding; iron ion binding. The transcript has 11 exons. The coding region runs from base 61 to 1419 and encodes 452 amino acids. The record is from RefSeq and is a predicted model, not a curated record.
GCCGCAGGACGGUUGCCGUUGCCGCCCGGACCACCUGGACGUUGGCUAUUAGGAAAUGCGAUGCCAAAGUCAUCCGUGCCUUUUCAAUUUGCGAGAUGGACAGAACAAUACGGACCUGUGUUCUCGCUCAAACAAGGCCCUAGGAUUUUCGUGAUUAUUGGACGUCAUCAGGCUGCAGUGGAUAUCAUGGAAAAAGAGGGAAUAAAUGUUGCCGACCGCCCACGUUCUGUUGCAGUGCACGAGACGUUGUCUGAAGGGUUCAGAGUGAUCCUUGAGGGCGAUACUGAGAGAUGGCGCCGGAUGCGCAGCAGGAUCUUGCAUGCAAACUUGCAACCUAAGGUUGUGGAGACCCACGGGCCCAUGCAGACCAGGCAUGCGAAAAAUGUGGUUCUGAAUAUCUUAAAUGAUCCAAAGAACCACCAGAGACAUGCCAUGAGUUAUUCGGCUUCCGUGACCAUGUCCAUCACCUACGGAAAAUUUACUCCGACUUCAUCUACAGAUCCUGAAGUCGUUGACAUGAAUAGGUUUUCUGCGCGUCUUGGUCAAGCUGUGAAGCCGGGAGCAUACCUUGUGGAUGCGUAUCCGAUCCUGCGUUUCGUACCAGGCUACCUGAGUCAGCUGAAGGCAUGGAACAGAGAAGAAAUGGUUUUCUAUAACGAGCAGUUAAACGUAGUGCGAAGACAGAUGCGUGAGGGGAAUGCAAGGCCAUCCUUUGCGAGGUUCAUGUUAGAGAACCAGAAACAGUACCAGAUCGGAGAUAAGGAACUGGCAUUCCUUGGAGGAGUGAUGUUUGGGGCCGGUACUGAUGCGACUACGUCCGCAAUCACAAUUAUGAUGAUGGCUGCUGCCACUCAUACAGAUGCGCAGGCUCGCGUACAAGAGGAACUUGAUAACGUCGUGGGGCGUACGCGGCUGCCGACGUUUGACGAUCAGGAAACGCUGCCGCAGGUUACCGCGUUCAUGCUCGAGAGUCUCAGGUGGAGACCUGUCAGUUUUGGAGGCUUUGCGCAUCGCGCGAGUAAGGACAUCAUUUGGAAGAACUACCUCAUUCCUGCAGGUGCGACUGUUAUUGGCAACCAUUGGGCUAUCGCAAACGAUCCUGAAGUCUUCCCCGAUCCACACAAGUUCGAUCCUCAGCGUUGGAUUGACGAUGCAGGUCGUGUGCGCGAUGAUCUCCGGUUUUUCACUUUUGGCUUUGGCCGUCGAGUGUGUCCCGGUCAACACAUCGCGAAUCGGUCGAUCUUCAUCAAUACGGCUCUCAUUAUGUGGGCUUUCCGCCUUUCGGAGAAUCCUGCAGCGAAGAUCAACACGCUUGCAUUCUCGGACACUUCGAACAUACAAGCUGCUCCGUUUGAGAUAUGCUUUGCGAAGAGGGUCGACGAGAAGGUAAUCAGGGAACUAUGCGCACCGGGCGAAUAAAAGGUGUUUAUUGAAUUUUUGUGCAAAGGAGUUCGUCUUGCGUUUUUUCGUUGUCUAUCCGACAGAUUUUUUUUAUCCUUGAUUAUUGUCCUUUGGGGCCGGGCCCUAUGAUGGACAUUACCUACACCUAUGUUCUUUUGUUCGUUCACUAUGUAAUCUGUGUCAGUCUUUUGCAAUGGUUCUGGCGCGAGCGAGAACAGUUCGGCCUUUUUCAGGCGUUGGGUUAUUGGUGGGUCUUCCUCUGGGGGCGAUACGUCUCCGAAAAUGCUCUCCAACCGCUUCGUUCUUGAGUACGGCUCUCAUG